This is a messenger RNA of Lepisosteus oculatus (spotted gar), 3851 nucleotides long. The record is from RefSeq and is a predicted model, not a curated record. Lineage: Eukaryota; Metazoa; Chordata; Actinopteri; Semionotiformes; Lepisosteidae.
GGUAGUGCAGCCACUCUUCCUACCACCAGUCAGCGAGAUCAUUGUUGGGGGGUAGACGGAUUACAGACAAGAAGCUUUUCAUUGCUGAAGAGCUGAGAGUUUGAACACUCAUACAGAGACAGAAAACACAAAAUACAAAAAAAAUGACAACAGUCAGCGAGCCAGUAGCAAUUAGCAGACCCGUGCGAUCUUCUAGAAGAUACAAAAGUGUGAGAAAAAACUCCAGAAGAAUCUAUUCACCCUACCAAGAUCAGCAACCCAGUAACUCGGAUGAUGAUGACAAAAUUGAAGAGAGGAUUGAGAGCAGCGAUCCUGAGGAAAUGUUCCAGAACAUUCAGAUUCAGAAGGAGAUCAUCGCCAACAUUCGCACUCGACCUUGGCCCAUGAGGCACAAACUUAAAGCCCUCAAGCAAGCCAGGGAGAUUGUUUUGAAGUAUGAAGGCAGGCUGACCAGGACAAGGGGGUAUCAAGCUGCAGGAGCUGACUUGCUGAAAAAACUGUCACGUUUGGUAUAUAACAUAGUCGUCCUUUUCAUUCCAUGGGAAAUGAGGAUUAAGAAAAUUGAAAGUCACUUUGGAUCUGGCGUUGCUUCUUACUUCAUCUUUCUGAGAUGGCUGUUUGGUAUUAACAUUGUCUUAACCAUCAUGACCGGAGCAUUUGUGAUACUGCCUGAACUUCUGGCAGGAGCGCCUUUUGGAACCACGAGAAGCAAGACCAUUCCAAAGGAACACCUCGCCUCAGCACAGGACCUCGACACCAUCUGGUCACUGGGGGGCUACCUCCAGUAUUCUGUCCUGUUUUAUGGAUAUUACGGCCGAGUUAGGAAGAUUGGGAGCGCUGGAUACCGCCUGCCCUUGGCUUACUUCCUGGUUGGGAUGACUGUCUAUGCCUACAGCUUCAUUAUCCUGUUAAGAAAAAUGGCAAAAAACUCCCGGCUUAGUUUAGCCAGCGCCUCAGAUGAGAACUACACAUUUUGCUGGCGUGUCUUUUGUGCCUGGGACUACCUGAUUGGAAACCCCGAGGCAGCAGAGAGCAAAGCAGCAGCGAUUGUCAACAACAUCAGGGAAGCAAUUCUAGAAGAACAGGAGAAGAAGAAGGACAAAAGCCUGGCUGUAAUGAUUAGUCUGAGAAUCCUGGCCAACAUUCUUGUUCUGCUGUCACUCGCCGGGAGUAUUUACAUCAUCUACUUUGUCGUUGAUCGCUCUCAGAAACUUGAGCAAGAGAAGCCAGAAUUAACCUUGUGGGAGAAGAAUGAGGUCAGUGUGGUUGUGUCUCUUAUCACCAUGAUUGCUCCCUCUGCUUUUGAGCUGGUGGCCCAGCUGGAGAUGUACCAUCCCAGAACAACACUGAGAUUUCAGCUUGCCAGGGUUCUUGUCUUGUACCUGGGAAACCUCUACAGCUUGAUCAUUGCUCUUCUGGACAAGGUGAACAGCAUGAGUUCAACCGAGGUUUCUGUUGGUUCCAGCAACUGGUCAGACUCCACAGCUUUUCUGGCCACUAUUGCUCUUCCAGAAGAGGAAAACCUUUCAACUAUUGUGCCUGAAAUCACUGAGAGAAGGAACAGCACUCUGAGCUUAGGCCUGGUGGAGAACACACCCAGAACCAUCAUUCCUGUAGCCCUUAAUAAAACAGCAUCAUAUGAGUACAACAUGAAGUCGCAACAAGACCAGUGCUGGGAAACCUACGUUGGACAGGAAAUGCUGAAACUUUCAAUUAUAGACAUGAUUUUUACCGUGGCCAGUAUCUUAUUGAUUGAUUUCUUUCGUGGCCUUUUUGUUCGAUACCUGAGUGAUUGCUGGUGCUGGGAUCUGGAGAGCAGGUUUCCUGAAUACGGUGAAUUUAAAAUAGCUGAAAAUGUCCUGCAUCUGAUUUACAACCAAGGAAUGAUAUGGAUGGGUGCCUUCUUCUCUCCCUGCCUCCCAGCAUUUAAUGUUCUCAAGCUGAUCGGGCUGAUGUACCUCAGGAGCUGGGCAGUGCUCACAUGUAAUGUUCCACAUCAGCAGGUCUUCAGAGCCUCCAGAUCCAACAAUUUCUACCUUGCCAUGCUGUUAUUUAUGCUGUUCCUCUGCAUGCUCCCCACAAUCUUUGCAAUAGUCAGGUAUAGACCAUCUCAAACCUGCGGGCCUUUCAGUGGCCAAGAGAAGAUAUACGACAUAAUUUCUGAAACUAUUGCUACUGAUUUCCCCUUGUGGUUCAGCAAAGUCAUGAACUACGUCACAAGCCCUGUGGUUGUCCUUCCAGCCCUAUUGCUGCUUUUUAUGUUAAUCUACUAUCUUCAGUCAAUUGCGAGAUCAUUAAAGUUCACUAACAAUCAGCUGAGAAUGCAGCUUCAAACAGAGAGAACAGAAGAUAAGAAAAAAGUUUUCCAGAUGGCUGCAGCUAGAAUGCAAAGCCAGGAAGGGAGUGACAAGAAGCCAGAGCAGGAGAGCGAUCUUACGAGCCAGGAGUCCUCCAUUCGCUCCUCUUCGCCCAGGCGCAACGGCAGUGUGGCCAACUUUGAGUCUCCGGUCAGCAGGGGCAACAGCAUUCGCACCAUAGCACAGUCUGCGUCCCGCACGGAUGUCAACAGGGCAGCAACCACGUCACAAAGUCCUUCCAUCCCCAUAUUACAAAAACAAAGAAAGGAACAGAUCCCAAACAGGCAUCCAGGAUUUUUACAUGGAGGCGCGAGUGGCUCCUGUAAAUCAAAGUCCUACCACCAUGUGGCAUACAACCCCUCCAGCAGGUACACGGAGAAUGUCCAUUCAGAUCCCUUGUUCAGAAAGAGCAUCCGGCCCAUGCACCCAGAGGCCCUCGGAGGAGGAGGAGGAGGAGGAGGGGCGCAGGGCUUCUCCAGCCGCAGAUCUCACACCACGCGCUAUGUGAUUGUCAACGAGCACGAGGCCCGGAAGAAACUGCUGAGGUCUUCCACCAGGAUACCGCGGCACUACAGGGUAGACGAGCCAGGGGGCAUAGUGGAGCUGUAUCCCAGGCACAUCAAACGAUACAGCAUUCAGACUCCUCAGAGGUCACGCCAGCCACACCUCAGUGAAGAGGAAGAGGAGGAGGAAGAGGUAAAGAAAGUCCGUCGGGGCUCCUUCAUCCAGACGCACCGGCCCCGAUCUCUGUCUGAUCUGCACCAGCCAGCGCGCUUUUACAUCGGGGAAAAAGUGGAGAGCCACCACUCCCUGGUCAAAGACCUGAUGAAGAGCUGUUACGGGUUUUAUGAAGAUGGCUGCGAAGUGGAGUGGGAGGAUGCAGCCUCUCGCCCUCGCUCCCGGACAAACGUCAGAGCCGCAGAUCCCCUGGAGCAGCAUCCCGAGCCGCCAGUCAAGCCCAAGCUGAAACACAAAGCAGAUCCGUGCCUCACAGAAUCGGACUCGGCAUCCAUCGCAUCCAGCAGCGAUCAGCAAAACAGCAGCACCGACCAGUACAUCCAGGUCAUCCACAGCAAGGAGAAAUACCUGAAGCCCACGGGCAAGCUGGCUAAAAAGAAGUCUAAGGCCAAUAUUGAUUUUAAUGUUUCUGGAUCGAAUGAACUGAUCUGCUCCAAUGUGUAGAGGAAUUGUUCUGAAUUCCAUCUGUCCUUUCAACUUGCCUUGCAUUCUUAGCUUUGCUGCUAUGUACUACAGCUUAGUAGCUAGUAGUUCACCAUGAAGCUUAAUGUUUCAUACACGUGACACACAAUCAGGUUAUUUCUCAAAAUAGUUAAAAAAAUUAUUAUUUCUGAUCACCACAUCUAGUUUCAGUGACACUAAGAACAGUGUUGUCUGUGCGCAUGUUUGCAAACCUUUCACUCCGAUCAUGUGAGUGGGCUAUUGAAUUUAAUGUAUACUUAAUAAGCACAUUCAUUUGUUUUUGCAAUAACUACA